AGCAUUUACCUCCAAACACGCACAAUAACACAGUACGCACACACAUUUUUGUGUACAUUAAAAUUUGUGUACAUUGGUUUAAAAAAUACCUCACUUGUGUUUUUUUGUUACGAGAGUUUUGUAGUUUGCGUCUGCGGUGAUGUCGCACACUUCGUACAAUAAACAGUGGCUGAUGGCCCAGCAGGAGAUCUCGGAUCUCUUAGUGGAGGAGUGUCCCCCCGAGCCCCCCAAGCCAGAGCAGGACAAGACAGUCGCCUUCCAGAAUGUGGCCACGCUUUAUGUGAAGUACAUCCAGAUCUUCCGGCGUCUGGAGCAGUGCUAUGACCAGGUGGUCCACCCGCAGAAGAGGAUGUUGCUGAGACACCUGCUGGACGGGGUGACUGGCAGGGUGCUGGAGCUGAAGAACGAGCUAGUGGGUCUUGACUUCCACGAAGUACACGUGCUGGAUGACAUUCUUAUGGACAUGAAGCUGACCCCGGCUGACCUGGAGAUGCCGAUUCCCAAGUACUACACACUGGAACGGGCAAAGGUGCUGAAGGAGCGUGAGAAGAUGUUGAGUUCCAUCCUGGCCAGGAUAGGGGCGGGGGAGGCAAAGGAGUCGGAUGAGUACAAGAUGAGCAUCCCAGACGCCAUCCAAUUAGUCCAGGUACACGAGAGGGCCAGACAGGGCAGGCUCAGGGCAAAGUUCAUGCGCGAAAUCAGGCAACAAGAGGAGAAGGAGAACGAGGCGGCCGCCAGGGGAGUCCCCACCCUGGACCCAGAAGUAGCUGCAAUCAAAGUUCAGAAGGUGUGGAAGGGGUUUGCGGCCAGAAAGCGGGUGAGAAAGGAGCGGGAGGAGGAGAUGAUGUUCAUUCACAUGGUGCCAGCCCCCGCCCCUCCCUACAAGAACACGGCAAAAUAUGCUUCCCUCAAGAACGAGGACAAGAGAAGGACCACCCAGGAGACCAAUGAACAGGAGUACCAGAAUGCGCGUAUCUCUGUGAAGCAGAAGAUACGAGAGGUGGAGGGACCGGACAUGAAGGAGACUCUGCAGGAGAGCAUCCGGGAAUGGUUCAUAGAGACCAGAGACGCCACUGGCAAGUUUCCAGACUUCCCCGAGGAGGACGAGGGGGGAUCACUCAAGAUAUUCCAGGAGAAAGACCCAGCUGAACUGGCCAAAGAGCUGGAGGAGAAGGAGGAGGGAGGGGACAAGAAGAAGGGCAAAAAGGGCAAGAAGAGUGGGAAGAAAGACAAGAAAGACAAGAAGGGCAAGAAGGGAAAGAAAGGCAAGAAGGGGAAAGGAGAUGACGACGAAGAGGAGUCCGGGUUCAAGAUGGCGGAGUCCAAGUUCCUGCCCAAUGUGAAGGAGGCCUCGAGCGAUUUCGACACAGUGUGGAAGACGAGAGACGAGAGCCUCAAUUUCAGCCAGAAACACGACCUCGAACUCAUCAAGGAGGAGAAGCGAAAGGAGGUCGAGGAAGAAAUCCGAGUUCAGGUAGACGAGCUGAUGCGUCAGGAGCUGAAGAACCUGAAAAUGGCAGUGGAUAAGGACAAGGGAAAGAAGGGCAAGAAAAAAUCAGGGAAAAAGAAGGGUAAAAAGGGCAAAAAGGGGAAGAAAUCGGGUAAGAAGAAGGGCAAAAAGGAGAAAGAUUUGACCCCUGACCGGUCAAUUGAGUCUCUUUAUGAGGAAUUAGUGGAGCAAGGUAUCAUAGUGAGACCCCCCAAGGUGCUAAUUAAGGAUUUCCUGGGGGAGUUCAACUACUCGGGCGCCGUUUUGAGACAGCGAAACGUGGAGCCUCAAGUAUCUGCUCAUGACGUCAGGAGGGCAAUCACCGAGUAUUGUAUCCUUCCGAUGGGAUCACAAAGAGUUCACGAGAUGGCGGCACACGUGAAAUCUGUCCUAAUUAUGGGGCCCGAGGGUGUCGGAAAACGAUUACUCGUGAACGCCAUCUGUACCGAAACAGGCGCAAACUUGUUCGACCUCAGCGCCGAAACGAUUGCCGGUAAGUACCCGGGAAAGUCUGGACUGACAAUGCUCAUUCACAUGGUAAUGAAAGUGGGAAAAGCGCUUCAGCCAUCAGUUAUUUUUAUAAACGAUGCCGAGAACACAUUUCUAAAGAAGGUUCCAAAAAAAGACGAGCUAGACCCGAAGCGACUCAAAAAAGACCUCCCGAAAACACUCAAGGGUUGGAAACCCGAAGACAGGCUGUUGUUAGUGGGAACCACAAACAAACCACAAGACUCCGACCACAAAGGUCUGUGUGGUUUAUACCAGAAGAUAAUUCUGGUUGCAAGACCAGAUUACGGAUCCAGACAGAUCCUGUUUCGUGUUCUGAUCGACAAAUACGGAGGAACAAUAACAAACGCUUUGAAUAUCAGCGACCUCGCCAGAAUAUCCGAUGGCUUCACUGGCGGUUUAAUUGAAGCCGCGAUCAAGUCAGUUCUAACCGACCGUAGAUUGAGUCAAAUGUCUAAGAAACCGAUCACAGCUAGUGAAUUUUUGAAUCCGCUUUCAGUUCGAUCACAAGUUUUCGAGAGUGAUGAAAAAGAGUUUGCAGAGUUCUUCAGCAAGAAGACACCCUUGGGUAAAAAGAGGGCAAAGGCGAUGAAAGGAGACGACGAGGACGACGGAGGAAAAGGUGGGAAAGGAAAGAAAGGAAAGAAAAGCGGAAAAAAAGGAAAGAAAGGCAAGAAGAAGUGAAAACUAAACUGUAACGAUCAAUAAAGUUUUUUAUCAUAAUUAAUCUUUCAAUCUUC
Symsagittifera roscoffensis is the source of this 2736-nucleotide messenger RNA. RefSeq names its product dynein regulatory complex protein 11-like. The record is from RefSeq and is a predicted model, not a curated record. Bases 140 to 2680 code for a protein of 846 amino acids. The transcript is spliced from 10 exons. Lineage: Eukaryota; Metazoa; Xenacoelomorpha; Acoela; Convolutidae. Gene Ontology annotation, molecular function: protein binding; ATP binding; ATP hydrolysis activity.